This is a messenger RNA of Corvus hawaiiensis (hawaiian crow), 795 nucleotides long. Its product is annotated as ly-6/neurotoxin-like protein 1. The record is from RefSeq and is a predicted model, not a curated record. The transcript has 4 exons. NCBI's taxonomy places the organism in Eukaryota, Metazoa, Chordata, Aves, Passeriformes, Corvidae. Bases 305 to 658 code for a protein of 117 amino acids.
GUUCCAUCCCCGUUUCCCAAACCCGUGCGGUUUGUGCGUUCUUUGGGACGGUUCCAGUUUGGGAUGCGGGGCACGAAGGGACUCCAGGAGCCGGGAAUGGCCCCGCGCCGCCGUGCCCGCGUGUCCCGGGUGUUUGUCCAGGUGCGUUCUCCAGCAUUGUUCCCAGGGGACGGCGUCUCCCGAGGGAUCCGAGGUCGUUCAGGCCCCGAGGGCAGCGCGGGGAUAAAGGGACCGCGCGGCCGCGGGCGCCGGGAGCGCGGAGGGAGCGGACAGCCGGGGAACUCCGGGCUGUGCUGGGAAGCGGAUGGAAGUCAGGACCUGCCCCUGCCCCACGAUGAAGCUGCUCCUGCUGGGGCUGAGCCUUGUCCUGUGCGUCGGAGUCGCUGAGGCCCUUCGAUGCCAUGUCUGCAAGUACAAGAUCCCCUUGGUUGGGUGCUUCCGGGGCGCCAACGUGACGACCUGCGAGCGCCGGGAGAAGUGUGCCCUCAUCAAAAGCACCCUGGGGAAGGUGACCCUUUACUACCAGCAAGGCUGCACCUCCACCCUGAACUGCGGCCGGGAGCGGGCGUCUGACGCCGAGUCCCGCCUGACCUCCCGCUACUCCUGCUGCGAGACCGACCUCUGCAAUGAGGAGUGGGGCGAGGAGCCCACGGACUGACCCGCCGUGGGGCCAGGACUGGGAUCCCGAUGCGCUCCGGCGCUCCUCGAAUGAAUCCUGAAUGCUCAGCACUCGCAAUUAGGGACGGUGGGCCCCGCGAGGCUCCCGCUGUGCACCUGGAUUUAGUCUCAGCUCUA